Soboliphyme baturini is the source of this 213-nucleotide messenger RNA. The record is from the annotation of a GenBank genome assembly. NCBI's taxonomy places the organism in Eukaryota, Metazoa, Nematoda, Enoplea, Dioctophymatida, Soboliphymatidae.
AUGGCGACAAACCGGUCGCCGUGCGACGAACAAUGCACGACGGCACGGGCGGUGAGGCAACGACACGGUCGCUCAUCGCCGCCCAGUGAGGCCAUUAGCGCCGGUGGAGGCAGCAACGUGGAGUACGCCUCUCGGCAAGAAUAUCAAUUGGCCACUCGACAAAUCUUUUUCCUAAUCAACGUCAAUUGUCAAGACGGCGCCAAUUGCACCUGA